Molecule: messenger RNA, 1708 nt
Organism: Monopterus albus (swamp eel)
Lineage: Eukaryota; Metazoa; Chordata; Actinopteri; Synbranchiformes; Synbranchidae
Gene: setd4
Product: SET domain containing 4
Exons: 13
Coding region: 102-1457 (451 amino acids)
Biological process (GO): peptidyl-lysine trimethylation; peptidyl-lysine monomethylation
Molecular function (GO): protein-lysine N-methyltransferase activity; protein binding
Source: RefSeq, a predicted model, not a curated record
CUGAAACAUGGGCUUCAGUCCCUCUGAGGUCAGAGACGCCACUGCUUCCUGACCACGGCCACUGCAAGAAGAGCAAGAGGGAACACAGGUCAGCCGGAGUCAUGAGGGGUCGCUGCCAUCGGGCUGGAAGAGCUGCGAGGAGGAGGAGGCAGAAACGGGAACACAGCACCCAGCCUGUCACUCUGUGUCAUCAGCAGCAGUAUGUGAGGCUGAUGAAGUUUCUUCACCAACGAGGAUUCACCUCAUCACUGCUGCAGCCAGCCCUCUUCACUGACACAGGCAGAGCACUGCAGACUCUCAAAACUAUAAAGCCUGGCCAGCUGAUCAUUUCCCUGCCAGAGUCCUGCCUCCUCACCACCUCAACUGUACUGGACAGCUACCUGGGACCAUAUAUCAAGAGCUGGAAACCCCGUCUCUCUCCCCUGUUGGUGCUCUGUGUCUUCCUGGUGUGUGAGCGGCACCGAGGAGAGGCCUCUGAUUGGUUCCCCUACAUUGACGUGCUGCCCACCGCUUACACCUGCCCCGCCUAUUUUACAGAUGACGUCAUGUCUGUUCUGCCCAUCAGUGUGCGGAGGCAGGCCUUGGAGCAGAGGGAGGCAGUGCAAGAAAUCCAUUCAUUAAAUCAAGACUUUUUCAAAUCCCUGCAGCCAAUCCUGACUCAGCCUGUUGAGGAGGUAUUGACAUAUGUAGCAUUGAGGUGGGCGUGGUGUAGUGUCAACACACGCUCCGUCUUCAUGUCCCACCCGUCCAACAACUUCCUGGCUGGAGAGGACAUUUAUGCUUUAGCUCCUUUCCUGGACCUGCUCAACCACCAGCCUGAUGUGCAGGUAAAAGCAAGUUUCAAUGAUGGGACAAGAUGUUAUGAAAUCAGGAGUGUUUCCGGGUCACCCCGCUACCAGCAGGCCUUCAUUAACUACGGUUCCCAUGAUAACCAGCGCCUGUUGUUAGAGUAUGGAUUUGUCACCCCCUGCAACCCUCACAGUGUGGUCUAUGUGGACACAGAUCUCCUUUGUGAUGUUUUAAGUGGCGACAGGAGUUUAGUCCAGAAGAUCAAGUUUCUCGGGGCAAACGGCUUCCUUCAUAACCUGACAGUAUCCAGCGAAGGGCCCAGCUGGAGGCUGAUGACGGCUCUCAGACUGUUGUCUCUGCCACAAACGCUAUAUCACCACUGGAAGGCAGUGUUGCUCGGCCAGGCGGUGUGUGAAGAGAGGGAGAAGUGGAGCAUCCAGACAGCUGGAACUCUCUGUCAGCGACUACUACAAGACACACACGGAGCUCUGGAAAAGAUCUCCCACCUCCUGCAGCAGUGUGACCAGUCAGUCAGGGAGCAGCUGGAUGUGGUCAAGUCUCUGCGACAGGAGGAGAGGUGCAUCCUGGGAAACUGUCUUGAGGCGCUGGAAGGCAUGCUGAGUCAACCAUAUAACCUGUUGUCAUACCAACCUGAUGUUGUGAGGUGACAGCUGAUUGGUGGACUGGCCUGCCAGUCACUACAAGAAAGUAACUGGUGACACUGGACAGUCUUUGUAUUUACAGUAUGUUCUGCUUGUCAGCCAGGAUGGCUGACAGAGACUGUAGGUUGCCUGAUGCCUGGUAACCUGGUUUCAUUCCAGGUAUGAUAAAACUGCCCCGUUAUAGCACGGACAGGGACAGAGAGAGACUUAACAGGCUGGUCAAGAGAGCUGGGUCUGUCCUGGGCUGCCCCCUGGAU